Messenger RNA from Tripterygium wilfordii, 2063 nucleotides. RefSeq names its product pentatricopeptide repeat-containing protein At1g11900. The coding region runs from base 195 to 1415 and encodes 406 amino acids. Lineage: Eukaryota; Viridiplantae; Streptophyta; Magnoliopsida; Celastrales; Celastraceae. The transcript is spliced from 3 exons. The record is from RefSeq and is a predicted model, not a curated record. Gene Ontology annotation, molecular function: protein binding.
UGAUGAAGAGUUCAUACCAGCGCGAAAGAGAGGCAGUCGCAGCGGCCGCUACAGAAUGAGGACAGAGAGUGAGUGAGUAAGCCGCUAACCCCGUCGGUCUGAAGCCUCAACCCCAGAACCGAUCUUGUUGAGGCUUUUCAUCGGAAAUUCGAUUAAACGGGGGAAUGUCUUGAUGGUUUCGAUUAUUAAUCGAUAUGAUGGUAGCUGCUUCAAGGUGCUUCAAAGGCAUUCGUCAUUGCAAAGCCCAUAUAAACGCAUAUGCAGCGGUGCAAAAUAGUUUAGCUUUUAACUCGUCUUCAGUUCGCAGCUUUGGAGGUCGCGUUGGCGGCAGAAGAAGCGGAGGCUACUUGUACACUAAUUCUUUCAAAUCAAUUACAGUUGGUGUCCCCUGGAUCUCUCCAUUUUUUGCAAUUACGCAUGCAAAUCAUGUAAAUUAUAGGCCAUUUUCCAUACAGGCCUCUUCAGAUGAAGUAGUGGAUGAAUUCUUGAAUCAGAUUCGUGCCGCUGUUGAAAAAUCUCAUAAGUCAAGUGGAGAAAUCUGUACUUCUUGCAUUGAGAAGCUGUGCAGAGAGGGAAACCUUUCUACUGCUGUUAGAUUACUACAAUCCUUACGUGAUAGUGAAAUCCGCCUAGACUCCAAUGUGUAUAAGCUCCUUUUGGCAGCAGCAAGCGACAGUAACGACAUUGACACUUUGUCCCAGGUUUUCAAAGAUCUCUUUGUGUCUUGUAAGUCUUUGCCUUCUACUUCUUACUUUCAUGUCGCCAAGGCUUUUGCAAAUACAGAUGACAGUGUCCAGCUACUGGGAUUUGUUAAAGAGAUAUCGGAAUUGACUUUUCCCAGUGGUUUAAUGGCUGUAAACAGAAUCAUCUAUGCCUUUGGUGAAACUGGUCAGAUUGAUAAGGCCAUUUUGAUAUAUAAUCAUAUGAAUGAUUUGAAAUGUAAGCCAGACUUGAUCACAUAUAAUAACAUCUUAGAUAUCCUCGGCCGUGCACGUCGCAUAGAUGAAAUGCUGCAUGAGUUCGUCUCCAUGAAGGAAGCAGACAUCGUUCCAGAUUUCAUCUCUUAUAAUACACUGAUAAACAACUUGCGGAAGGUAGGUAGAUUGGAUCUGUGCUUAGUAUACUUCAGGGAAAUGGUUGAGAGUGGAAUAAAUCCAGAUUUGCUUACUUACACUGCAUUGAUUGAUGUUUGUGGACGAUUGGGAAACACUGAGGAGUCAUUAAGACUCUUUAGUGAGAUGAAGGUGAGGCGAAUUCGUCCUUCAAUUUAUAUAUAUAGGCUGCUUAUCAGUAAUUUGAAGAAGAUUGGAAAGGCGGAGUUAGCAACAACUCUUAUGGAAGAGAUGAAUGAUUCUCUUUCAGAUCUGGCUGGUCCAGGGGAUUUUAAACGAAAAGGCGAUCGAAAAGGUAGGUAGUUGGGUGCUCGAUAGUCCAGUUAUUGAGUUAUUGUGGAAUGCUCAUUUCUGGGUUCUUGAGAUAGCUUAUCGAAGGACAUGUGAUGGAGGCCUAUGCAUGCAAUGUCAUCGCAGGUUGUUGAUUGGGAGCUAAGCAAAUGGUUGGUAUGUUGCAAAUUAAUGCUAGCAUCUGGAGAGAACUGUUGUCAUAGAUUCAAAAGUUGAGAGCAGGAGUGCUGUCUAGGCCAAUCUGGUUGAAGUAUGUAUAUACAUUGAUCUUCCCAUGCAAUGGAUGGCUGAGGUGAAAUGCCUUUUUACAGUUACCUAACCCUUGCUUCUUUGUGAUGAUAUUGGUCAUACACAGUUUAACUUGCAACUUAGGAACUUUUAACAUGGCAUCUCGGAUUGUUGCAUAAACACUCCAAACAAGGAUCAUGUGGAAGCAUCUUCAUCUUCCAAGCAGUUUGCUACAAACAACGUUGAGAUCGAUUACAUGAUUCAAUAUGAGAAAUUAGUGAGAAUGUUUGAAGCUUUCUCUAUGAAUCCCUUAGCUUUGAAUCCAUCAGUGUCUAUUUUAAGGGCAUUGGUUGGUAAUAUGUUAUAGAAUACUGAGAUGUAGAUGUAAAGCAAAUCAAUCUGUUAAUGAAGAAUGACAUUCAAUUGAAGGUA